Messenger RNA from Bicyclus anynana (squinting bush brown), 6294 nucleotides. RefSeq names its product neuronal synaptobrevin-like. Bases 131 to 517 code for a protein of 128 amino acids. The transcript has 7 exons. Gene Ontology annotation, molecular function: syntaxin binding; SNAP receptor activity. Gene Ontology annotation, biological process: vesicle-mediated transport; vesicle fusion. Lineage: Eukaryota; Metazoa; Arthropoda; Insecta; Lepidoptera; Nymphalidae. The record is from RefSeq and is a predicted model, not a curated record. Gene Ontology annotation, cellular component: SNARE complex; plasma membrane.
UAACACAUUUGUGCGCGACGUUACUGCGGCCAUGCCAGUCGCUUUGCGGCAAGCGCGCGUCAGUAAAAGCUCCCUGCGCCGCUAGCUUGCUGUUAACAACCCUAGUUUUAUUUACAAGUGCUUUGGAAAUAUGGCGGCGGAAGGCGGAACACCCGGUGGCUUAGCCCCAGCAGAACCUCAGACCGGACCAGAUGGAGAGAUCAUCGGAGGACCUCGUACACCUCAGCAGAUUGCUGCUCAGAGGAGGCUGCAGCAAACGCAGGCUCAAGUCGAUGAGGUGGUUGACAUAAUGAAAACAAAUGUUGAGAAGGUGCUUGACAGAGAUGCAAAGUUAUCAGAAUUGGAUGACAGGGCAGAUGCACUUCAGCAAGGUGCGUCUCAGUUUGAACAGCAGGCAAAGAGUUUGAAAAACAAAUUUUGGUUGCAAAAUCUAAAGAUGAUGAUCAUAAUGGGGGUCAUUGGAAUCGUUAUAAUAGGCCUACUGUUUGGUGAUAACAUUAAACAAAUGUUUGGUUAGUUCGUAAUCGUGGCACUCCGUCUAUGACCGGCGUAAUCCCACCAGCUGUUACCGGCAAUGCUACUGCAACUAUUACUCAUAAUAAUUGAAAAUACAUGUAACCAUUCAUCGCAGGAUAUCUCUUCGAAAGAAAAUGUAAUUACAAUUAUUAAUAAAAUCUGUAAAACAAUAAUAAAAUAAAUAUAAAUAAAAAAUGAACUGUAGAACAUAGCCUAGAUAUGUCUAAUGGUUAAACAAUACCAUACUGAAUACGAAACAGGCUGUAAACUAAAAUGUGCAGCUUUUUAGUGUAUUGUAAAAUAGCUUUUUACAUUAUCAGAAAACAAUAGGAAAUUUCAUUGAUAUUUGAACGAAUUUUACUUUGGUUGUGUAUAUAAUAAAGAAUUCAUUGAUUGGAUAAAUACAUUAUUGAAAUAUUUAUGCGCACUUGAAUGUUUUAUGGAAUCAAUUGUAUGUUAUAAAUAAAUAAAAAGUACGGAGGUUUCCUGUUUCUGAAAGGUUUAUUAAACUAUAAAUAUUUCAAAACUAUCAUCACUUUUAUAGUUGCAAAAACAAAAUCCUUAUUAAAUUAAUAAACAUCAAUAUGUUAAAAUAACAAUUUUAUAGUUUUUAAAAAGUUAUAUAUCGUAUAGUAUAGUAUCAGUUAAUGUUUGCUUGAUCGAAUUGCCAAAGUCUGUUACUUGAUAUUAAAUAUAAGGACAUCUGUGCGCAUUAUCUUAAAUAAACUGCAAAAAAUCAUAUAAUAAUAGGUAUGGGAUUCCGAAGCUGGAGAGAUCAUCAGUUUAUUUGUGGUACAACAAACAUUGUGUACCUUUAAUAGAAAGCAUACUUUUAUUUUGUAUCUUAACUAACAAACUUCAUUUAUAGUUAACGUUUCAGAAACCGGCGGCUAGUACGUCCGAUAAAGUUACGAUCUAUAAAAAUGUAAAAUUAAAUAAAUGUUACGAAUGUUAUUGUCAGUCAUAGUAUAGUAAUUGUCUCUCAUUGCGCAAACUAAUUCAAUGCUUAGGUCCUAAUAUAUUAAUGUUGCGUCAAAUUAAACGAACUUUCUACAUGGUCUAAGAUCUGGCAUUAGAAGAUACCUUCAUCUGUUAUUUAUUAGUGAUGAUAAAUAAAUAAUAAAUUAUAUUCACAUAGACACAUUGCAAAUAGGUGGCUUAGUUAAAUUGAGGCCGGAUAAAUUUUACAUGCAAAAUUUAGGAAACUAUGAACUAGAUCAACUUUUAAAAAGGCAGCUCAAUACAGUUAAAUUAUUCAUAAAAAGAGGCUUCAAUUGAUAAAAGUAUACUACUAAAUAAAUGAUGAGGGUAAAUUUCCUCGAAAAUAACAUUUACUGAUCUGUUUAUAUCUGACAAUCCCACACUUUGCAGGGAAAGCAGGAAACCUUUACGUUAUCAAUUUUGCUGGGUAUAUUCUUUUAACUAGUGUAAGCUUUCUAACCAACGAGGGAUGUAGGUUAAAUAAAUUUAUUUAAAAAAAAUAAUUUAUUUAAUUAUCCGGCCGCAAUUUAACAAGGCAACACUUUGCAAUGUGUCUUUUGUUUAUUUCUUAUCUUUAAUAAAUAACAGAUAUGGGUAUAUAUUUCUUAUGCCAGAUCUACUACUUAUGUACUAUAAUAUAUAAUAUGUGAAUAAACGCUGUAGAAAAAGUUGAUUUGCGUGCCUUGUCUUUACCUGUAUUGGUGAAAUCAAUGCAUAGUAAUAGUAAUUCAUUUAAUCUAUUCAAAUUGUAAUGAAAUGAAUUUACUACUCGCGAAAGUGUGUUUCGAUAUCGGCCUACGAAAUUAGUGGUUUUAUUUUUAGUCUAUUAUACUAUUUUUGAAUUAAAUUAGUUAUUUUUUUCUUAUUCUUAAUAUUGUUCUAGAUAUUAAAUAAUUUUUAAUAUUAUAAAAUACUAGUUAAAUUAAAAAAAAUAUGAAAGCCGCCAAAUGAAAAUAAGUUUAUAAGUAUGGAAUUGAUGAUAUUAGGCAUAAGUAAUAUUGAUUUGAGCGAUUGUGUGCUCUUGCUAAACGUUUUCUCUUAGAUUAAAAAUCUAAGGUAAUCUUUAAAAUUAUUGUAAAAAGGUUGUAAUAAUUUAUAACCUUCUUGCAUUAUAUGUUUAUUUAAAUAUCUUCAAUGGGCAACAUAAUGAUAUUAAAUACAAAUCAGACGUUAUAGCUAAAAUUUAAAAAAAAAAACUUGACUCAUCUACAAGUAAAUAUUUCUUUUGAUUUCUACUCUGCUCUGAUAAUACUGGUUAUUGAAAUUAAAAACACACAAGAGAACAUCUGAUGAAAAAUCGUAAAUGGUUUUUUUUUCAAUUGCCACUUUUCAGAAAGCUAUUUUACGAUGAGCUACAAAUCAAAUAGUUGUAUAUAAAUCGUAUCAAUUGCGGACCUAUUAUCUCAGUCGACCAUCUAAACAAUGAGCUAAAACAUCGUUUUUCAUCGUAUUUUCAUUUACGCUAUCAUCUAACAUAGUUAUUUCACCGAACUGACCUUGACUGCACCCUUUCACAUCAAGUGGCAGUGAUUUUAUGUUUUUACAAUAAUUGUUGAAAUAACCAUGAUUAUUUCAACAAAAUUAAUUUAAAUAUACAUUUUUCGUUAAAAUAAACUUAUUACUUGCUACUACCACUACUAUACUAAAGUCACUUUACGUCAAAUGACGAAAACUAUGCCAUUUCGUAGAAAACACAAUGUUAGAUGAUUGCAAAAAUGAUGUAGUGAUGAGUAGAUAGUUUGGUUUUUUUUAAAAAUUUGAAGGAAGGGCGCUUUAUUCGAUCGAAGUUUCGACUAUUAUUAAAUUACGCAAUAAUUUAAUUAAAAUAUUGUACUACACAGUUAUUAAUUUUCAAAGUGUUCACUUAUACAGCAUAAAAAGUCUUAAUUUUAGCUUAAGCAUCAAGUGAAAUAAUUUAAAUGUUUUCAUUUAAUGUGCAUUUAGUAUUCUAAGACAAUUUAUUCAUAAAAUAAUUGUUUUGAUUUGUUAUUAUGUUUUUAGUUUUGUUAGUCAAUAAAUAAUAAGUCAAUUAGAAAUAAUGUUCAUUUAAGUAAUACAUUUUUUAAUAACGCAGCUUAACUGUUUAAAUGCAUAGAUAGAAUAAAUAUAAAUUAUUAUUACUUAUAUAAAUAAUAAAUUUAUUUUGUCAUUUUUGUUUUAUCAAAGAGGAAUAUAUUAUAAUUUAUUAAUAAUUAUUACUAAACAACGAGAAACUAGUAGCGUUUAUAUAAUAAACGUUAUUUAUAUUAUUAUAAUAAUACUUUAAUCAGUGCCAUAAUACAAUAUUAGGAUUUUAUUUUAAUUGUAAAAGUUCGGAUAAACGGGUUUUUAUCUGAUGAAGUGAUUAUUUUUUGAAAGUUUUCCCUUAUUUAUUAAAAGUAAGAAUUUUUGAACGAGCUAUGUAGUCAGAUAGAAUAAUAGAUAAAAAAGAUUCAAUGAUAAAAAAACGCGUAAGACUUACAUUUUGGCCUAUGGUUUCUUAUAAUUUUAUGCUAUAACUACGAAAUUUAAAUAUUGUGAUGCCUUUUUAAUUGUAAGUGGUAAUAAACCUUUGUUUAUUUAAUGUGAUAACGUCUUAUAAAUAGAUAAAUGCCGGUUGAACGCACGAAAAAGUGUCACAUUCCUGAAAAAAAAAACGUUUAUAAGCCGAGCGUGCAAUAGCGCGGAACAAGCGACAGAGAGGCGCAAUCGGCUGAAGUUAGCUUAUCAAAUGAAAAUGAAAAAAAAUCUUUAUUUAAUAAUAUUAUUUUUUGUAUUUGUUUGUAAGACUUAGUAGUCUAAACUACUAAGUCUUACAAACAAAUACAAAAAUUAAUAUUUAAUUAACUUGUUCUUUAAAUAAUACAAAAUAAUGAUACUCGUAAUUCAGUGUUGAUAACUCAAUUUAAUGCAUAAACGUAUGUUAUUUCUCAUCAAUGUUUUCUUACGUCGUUAGCACGUGAAAUUUUCCGUUUUACAAUAAUUUAUUUUUUACUUACAAAUAAAUCAAAAUUGUCAAUUUAGUAAAAUUUUAAAUAAUCUUGAAUGUUCAAGUUCAAUCAAAUUUUGUUGAUUUAAGCAAAUAAUCGUGACAAAAAGUUCAUUAUUUUUUACAUUUUAACUAAGAAUUUUUUAUUAAUGAUGCUUUCUGUAUUUGUUGAUUUUAGCAGUUGAUUUAAACGAUUAAAUAAUGUAUACCUAUAUAUAAGAGGCAUCACUCCACAUAAAAUUUAAGUGUUCUAACUAAAUUAGCAUAUUUACACCUACGGGAAGUAAUGGUGCCAUUGACAAUAUUAGUUAUUUUAACAAAAAAGGGUUAAAAUUAUUUCUUAGCCAUAUUACUAUCGCUUAAGAGUUUACUAUUACAUGCAUAUUAUAAGCAUUAAGAACAAUAACUAAUUGUAAUUAUAUAAUUUGAAAAUUUUAUUAAUUUUUAAUUUGUAUUACCAAAAUUGUUAAUGUUAUUUGAUUAUUAUUAGCAGAUAUUAUUAUUGUCAGUGUAAUAAAUAUGUUCCUCACAUUUUUUUUAUUCGCUAUGUCUAUUAUGAAUUUAUUGUUCAUAAUAAUAGUAAGUAUACUAUUUAUAUUGUAGAUUAAUAAUUUGCAUUCUUGCUAAAUUAUAUUAAUAAAACAUUUGCACUUUUAUUAAUAAUUAGGUAAAACAAUGAAAAUAAAAGACAAUGUUCAAUGUCUUUUUUCUUGUAAAAUAUUUUACAUCCGAUACAAUAAAAAGUGCAGAAAUUUGGAGAUAGGGAUGAUAAAUAAUAAUUAUUUAUUAUUAAUUUAAAAUCAUUUUUUAAAUAAUUUAAAUUGUGUGAUUUGAUAAUUACUUUCAAAGUAAUUUAAUGAUUUAACUGUACUUUAUAUUGAAUCGGAUGUUGAAUAUUGUCAAAAAAUUACGUCACGUUAGGGUCAGCGCAAAUAAUUUGUAAAAUACUGCUUAAAUUCUUCUUUCAUAGAAUAUCAAAUCAAAUGUAAAUAGUAUGCAAGAAAUAAAUCAAGAUCGUGGCUGGAGUUAUGUUCUGAUUGGUUUGCGCUGCCCUUAAGUUAUAAAAGAUGUAAUGGGCUAAAACAUACUUCAUAGUUAGUAAAUACCUUGAGUCGUCAUUAUUAUGUAUUAUCUACACAUUCUAUAGAUAGUAAACGUCUAUAAACUUUUACAAAGAAUUUCUUUUUUCACAAUAAUUAUUAUUAUAUUAUAAUAAUAUAAGACAUUUGCUAGUUCCUUUCAAUAACACUUUAAAAAUAAUUAUGUAAAGUAAUUAUAAAUACCAAAAUUCAAUUUUGUUUUACGUCUAUAAAUGCUAGUACUAUUUUAAACCUUACUUAGAUAUUUAUAAUCUCGUGUUAACUUACUAUAUUGAGAGCCUGUCAUAGCCACACCUUCGUGACUUUAUAAUGCUAGCCACUCACCAUCCAAUAAGUUUAUAUGAAACUGAUCGUAUGUUGAUCGCGAUCUGCAAGAUGGCAUGCGUUUAAAGAUCAACACACGAUCAGUUUUAUCGGAUGUCCUGCAGCUAGUGCUGCAGGCGCGUGAAGUUAUUGGAUAGUGAGUGACUAGCAUAAAAGCUGAUUUUUUUUCAGCCUAUGCUCCUAUCAAUGUUAAUGCGAUAGAGAUCUACAGAGUUUAGGUUGUAGUGGUUCUGCGACAUAACAAGUUUCAAGGAUCCGGAUUCACAAUCAUCUAAAUACAAAGCUAUUUUUUUUAAUAUAUUCGUACCUACAAGUAUAUAAUAAAAAUAUUCUAUAGUGAAUGUCGCCACGAAGUAGGUUCCCGGCGACUGGGAUAUGGUUUAUCAUUAUGUCAAAUAAAAAAUA